AAGUCAACACUCCUUCACGACAGCACUCAGUACUUCACAGCCUGAACUCUCAUGCGCAUGCUUACAGUAGAAGUUAAGAUUAGCAACUUGGAUGAGAACUACCGCUCUACUCUACUGGGAUCUACUUUGUGGGACAGAUUUUCUCCAAAUACCUGCUUUUGAAGAGGUUUUGAUGAACCACCAUGGGAAUGGGACUGAGACUUGUGCUGAAGCUAUCAACUGCAUAGGAUUGUGGGAUGAUCAACACCGACUGCUCUACUGAUUGCGACAUUAAUAAGGAGUGGCUGCUGUGUUUGUUUCUCAACAUUUGGAGCGUCAAGGGACCAACUGCAACAAUGGACCUGACUUUGUGGCAGUACCAGUUCAGGAUCAUCAUGCUGGGGGACUCCACAGUGGGCAAGUCAUCCUUGCUGAAGCGCUACACCGAAGACUUGUUCCUGGAGUCCAUCAACCAGACAGUGGGUGUAGACUUCUAUGUUCACUUCCUGGAUGUGGAGCCUGGGGUCCGUGUCAAGUUGCAGUUUUGGGACACAGCUGGACAGGAGAGGUUCAGAUCAGUGACCCGUUCUUAUUACCGCAACUCAGUCGGAGGCCUGCUGGUGUUUGACAUGACCAACCAAGACUCCUUUGACCAUAUUAAGGAGUGGCAUGCUGAAGUGUGCGAGCGAGUGCAGCCACAUAAAGUUCUGUUUGUUCUGGUGGGCCAAAAGAGCGACCGAGAUGCUCAGGGGGAGAGGGUGGUGAGUCGGGAAGAGGCCGAGAAACUGGCCAGGCAGCUAGAGGUGCCCUAUGUGGAGGCCUCUGCUAGGACAGGUGAGGGCGUGAGGGACGCCUUUGAGCUGCUCACUCGGCGGGUCUACCAGGGUCUGUUGAGUGGAGAGAUAGAGCUGCAGGAGGGCUGGGAUGGAGUGAAGUGCGCUACACCACAUACACUGCAGUUGCAGAGAGCCAACCUGGCACAGCCCAGCACAGCCUCCAAGAACAACAAGUGUUGUGCUUAAACUGUGGACUGGUGGUGGUCAACCAUUUGCACUCAUGUUACUGUAGAACCUGAACUGGCCCCCAGGAAGUUGGAUUUGUUGUGGAUGUUUAUGUAAUAACGUGACCAUCACCUUGCACCUUUUUCGUGAAGAGACAAUCUUAAGCAUUUAAUAAUGUCAGAGACCGAUGUGAGAUUGGGACUUUGUUGACAUUCCUGAAAUGGAUUAAGGUUUAACUUUAGAAAUAAAGAUUUGUUUAACUGAUAUUUUUAGUCCAACCUGAAAAAAAUCUUUGAAACCUAAAAACUAUUGGAUGGAUUACCAUUCAGUUUAGAAGCUGGACAACCCUGGGGCCAAAGGUCACCUUCCUCCAUGAUAUUUAGUACAGACAUUCAUGGUCCCCGGAAGAUAAUUUCCUUCUGACUUUGGUGAUCCCCUGCCUUUUCAUCUAGCACCACCAGCUGGUUAUUUUAAGGGAAAUGUCUUCACAACUAUAUAUUCAAGGUCCCUUUAAUCUAGCGCCAUCAUCAGGUUUAAAAUUAGACGACUUUAUUAUGUGGUUUUUGAAAACUGAUGACAUUGCCAUUUGACACAAGCUAAACUAAGAUGGUAAACAUGGUCAUUUUAAUAGUACAUUUUAUUUGAUGGUAUUUGACAUCCAAAGCCACCUUACGGUAGCUAUAGUAGAUUUAUAUGGUAGUAGAUAUAACAGCAAGACAAGUCGGCAACGACAUACACUAAACACAACGGAGUAAGAGACCCAUGACACCAAUAUGAUCUAUAUCAGCAUCUUAGUAUUGUCACUGUGAGCAUGUAGCUCAAAGUGGGCCUUUUUUAACAAAGUUGCUAGUGUAGCUGUAAACUCCUUAAAUUGCUAGAUCUAUAGCUUUUUCCAUUUAUAGGACUCUUAGAAAGUGACAUAGAGGUCCAUGCUCCCUUAGGUAAGUUUCUAGGCCCACAGCUGAUUAGACUAACAUGGACUGAUGAGGCCAUUGCCUACCUCAGUUCAGAAGGGCAGGAGAUGUAAUGACAUAUUGAGCCAAAGCCAUUGAGGCAGGAUGAAGCUGCAUGGAAGGGAUACAAUCAUAGCUUCUCUAUUGAUUUUUGGACCUAAAGACUUGUACAGUGAUAAAUUAGUUGCCAACCUUAUGCGUCAAAGGGCCUAUGAUAUAACUGAGUGGUCGCAAGUUGAUUAAGAAAGAUUUGUCCUUUGGUUACAAUGAUAUUCAUUUUUUUCUCUUUUUGCUUUGGAAAUACUUGGCAUUAUCAGCUUUCAAAGAACUGUAUUUCCUCAUAACCUGCACACCAUCUGGGAUUUCCUUCUAUGUUGCUCGUUCUGUCGAUGAUUGGCAGCAAUCAGGUUCCCCGGUGAAGAUUAGAAACAUCCCCCUAUGACUCUGUGAAUUAAUGCCUUGGUCCUGAAUAGUUAACGGGGAAAGGCUUUUUUGCAUCACCAAUAAUUGCGCAGCUGCAUGCUUAAAGUGAGUGGUAAUUUUUUUUCAGAAGCUGUUUUUGAAAUGAAUUUAAUGAAACAACUCUA
Molecule: messenger RNA, 2520 nt
Organism: Etheostoma cragini (Arkansas darter)
Lineage: Eukaryota; Metazoa; Chordata; Actinopteri; Perciformes; Percidae
Gene: rab42b
Product: RAB42, member RAS oncogene family
Exons: 3
Coding region: 237-1001 (254 amino acids)
Molecular function (GO): GTP binding; GTPase activity
Source: RefSeq, a predicted model, not a curated record